AUGGCUGAGGUCAAACCUAAAUUCGUCAAGGAAGAAGUAACAAAGUUAUUAAAAAUAGGAUCCAUCCGGGAGGUUAAAUAUCCAGAUUUGUUAGCUAACGUAGUUGUUGUACCUAACAAGGGUAACAAAUUUAGAAUGUGUGUAGACUACAAAGAUUUGAAUAAAGCAUGCCUGAAGGAUUCCUUUCAUUUGCCUAACAUUGAUCGCAUGAUUGAUGUGAUGGCUGGCCACGCAAUAUUAAGUUUUCCCGAUGCUUAUUCUGGGUACAACCAAAUUUGGAUGAACCCGGAAGAUCAGGAAAAGACUUCUUUCAUAACCAAGUAUGGAACUUACUGUUAUAACGUAGUGCCGUUCAGGUUAAAAAAUGCUGACGCUACCUAUCAACGCCUAGUAAACAGAAUGUUCAAAAAGCAAUCCAUAAGAACUUUAAAAUUGACUAAUAAUGAAGCCGAGUAUGAGGCUAUGAUUGCAGCUUUGGAACUAGCCAGGAGCUUGGGGUCAGAAAUCAUCGAAGAAAAAUGCGACUCACUCUUGGUCGUGAAUCAAGUAAAUGGGGGUUUCGAUGUGAAGGAUGAUAGGAUGCAAAAAUACUUGGAGAAGAUACAGCGCUUGGGGCUGGAAAAGUAUCCACUAGGUGAGGCCGAGAACCUAAUUUGGUUGCCCUCUUUUCUUUGCCCUGGAGGAAUAGGCAGAUUAAAUCCCGUAGGAUAUGCGAUGGCAGUAGGAGUAGAGGCAAUAGCAUCAAACAUACCUUCAAAUUCCUCCUACUCGAGGGGAGGAGAGGAAGUGAUACCGGCUGCUUUGGCUGAAGACAGGUCGUCCUCUACCAAAAUGGGACUCUCUGGGACUGUGGUUCCCGACGGGCCAAGGUCUGGCAAAAUGGAGGGCUGCUCAUCAACGCCCUCAGCAGUCUGA
Lycium ferocissimum is the source of this 915-nucleotide messenger RNA. RefSeq lists its product as uncharacterized. The record is from RefSeq and is a predicted model, not a curated record. The coding region runs from base 1 to 915 and encodes 304 amino acids. Lineage: Eukaryota; Viridiplantae; Streptophyta; Magnoliopsida; Solanales; Solanaceae. The transcript has 3 exons. Gene Ontology annotation, molecular function: nucleic acid binding; RNA-DNA hybrid ribonuclease activity.